Molecule: messenger RNA, 1833 nt
Organism: Pogona vitticeps (central bearded dragon)
Lineage: Eukaryota; Metazoa; Chordata; Lepidosauria; Squamata; Agamidae
Source: RefSeq, a predicted model, not a curated record
GAACACCCAGAUAUGCCGGAACAACGAGGAGGUGUACAGAGUGAGCCUGCAGAAUGUAAGACGUUACUACAAUCAGAGUGGAGGGUUUCACUCCCUGCAGUGGAUGUACGGCUGUGAGCUGAGGGAGGACGGGAGCAAAGGAUGGUAUCAACAGGAGGCCUACGAUGGGAGGGACUACAUCGCCCUCGACAAGGAGACCCUCACCUGGACGGCACUUGAUCCCACGGCCCAGAUCACCAAAGAGAAGUGGGAGAAGAAUCCCGCCUACGCCCAGAGAAAAAAGGAGUACCUGGAGGAGAUUUGCAUCAAGUGGCUGCAGAGACACCUGGAGUACGGGAAGGAGAGUCUGCUCAGGAGAGAUCGUCCUGUGGGGAAGGUGACACGGAAGGAGGGCUACGACAACAGGGAGACCCUCGUCUGCCAGGCUUACGGCUUCUACCCCAAGGAGAUUGACGUCACUUGGAGGAAGGAGGGAGAGGUCUUGCAGGAAGGCACUUUCCACAGGAGCGUGGCCCCCUACCUGGACGGGACCUACCACGCCUGGCUCAGCAUCGAGAUCGACCCCAAGGAGAGAGACCAGUACCGGUGCCACGUGGACCAUGCCAGCCUGGGGGAGCCUCUGGUCUUGGCUUGGGAGGCGCCUGCUUCCAACUUGGGCCUCAUUAUUGGGUGUAUCAUUGUGGCUCUUUUCCUGAUCAUGGCUGGGAUUGCUGGCGCCUGGGUCUACAACAAGAAACGACAAGAAGGCUACAAGGCAGCAUCAACAAACGACGGAGGUUCCAGCAGCUCCGGUGGAGGGAACAACCCAGCAGCUGUUUAGCCUCCUCAGAAAGAGAUCACUGUUUUUGCUGACUCUUACCCCAAAUCCAGUGACAAAGAAGGGGAAGAGUCUGCUCUUGCCUGUCUGCGAAGCAGCAUCCUCGUCUCUUUUCAGCCCAAUUCGGGGCCGGUGCUUCUCGCAGAGGAAGCCAAAUGAGGAAGAGUGGAUCCAUCAUGCUCUGAACCCUGCAGUGCCCUUUCACAAUUUCUUCCAUUUUUUCACUAGCUAUAAUGCCUAUUUUUGGAUUGUGAAGAGCUUGGCUUGAUGUUGUGCUUUCUGAAAACUCCACAGUUAUCUUGUUCCAGUGUCCUGUUUGGAGCAAAGAAUACUUGAGAAAAGCUAUAAUGAAUGAGGCUCAUUUUCAGCUGAAGAAUUUUACGCCCAGCAUUGGAUGAACAAAAUAUCUGGUGAUUCAUGUUAUUUAAAUUGAUGAGGCUGCAGCUGUAAUGAGUCCCAGUCUAGGGAAAGAGCAGCAUAUUGAUCACUUUAUCCAUCAGUCAGUCGGUCGGUCAAUCAGCCAGCCAAUCAACCUUUGCAGUCAGUGGGGCUUUCUUACUUCAGGGCGUGACUGACAAGCAGAGCUAUUAUUUAGUCUAUUUUGUCUUAAGAGAUUAUGAGAAAAAAUUGUAUUUCUGAAGGGAAAAAAUGCUACUUUCACAUUAUUAGUAUACAUAUCUUUAAUAUAUUAACUCAUUUCUGGCUUUACCUGCUUGCACUUAAAUUACUAACAUUUGGGGGGAAAUAAUGAAUUCAGGGUGCCUGUGUUCUCUUGGUUGGUAAUGAACACUUUGAAAUUCCCUAUAAAAUCAAAGUCAUCAAUGAUCACUGUCCCUGAUCUGAAUUUCAAAUGUUCAAGCAAUCAUGAUCUGAUUCUUCUAGAUUGGAGCUCCUUCUUAGUGACAUAAGUAACAUAUUUUACUUGGCUUUUAUGGCUGUGGGUGUAAGAUUUCUUUUGUACAUGUACAUUAAACAGCUGGAAUAAUUGGAUUUCAAUAAAGUCUGGUGUUUCCCCA